Molecule: messenger RNA, 932 nt
Organism: Vigna umbellata (rice bean)
Lineage: Eukaryota; Viridiplantae; Streptophyta; Magnoliopsida; Fabales; Fabaceae
Gene: STK
Product: K-box region and MADS-box transcription factor family protein
Biological process (GO): positive regulation of transcription by RNA polymerase II
Cellular component (GO): nucleus
Molecular function (GO): protein dimerization activity; DNA-binding transcription factor activity; RNA polymerase II transcription regulatory region sequence-specific DNA binding
Source: RefSeq, a predicted model, not a curated record
GGCUAUAAAUAGGAGGGAUGGAAGUGGAACAAAGUCUAUAGUGCAGUUUGAUUUCUUUGGGAUUACAAAUUUUUCCGAAAGCUGAACUUGCCGGAGUCACACACAGGAAGAGUUGAAGAAUAUGGGGAGGGGAAAGAUUGAAAUCAAAAGGAUUGAGAACACCACAAAUCGGCAGGUAACGUUCUGCAAGAGAAGAAACGGGCUUCUGAAAAAAGCUUAUGAGUUAUCAGUGCUGUGCGAUGCAGAAGUUGCUCUCAUUGUCUUCUCCAGCCGUGGGAGACUCUAUGAGUAUUCAAACAACAACAUAAGAUCAACAAUUGAGAGAUACAAAAAAGCAUGUUCAGAUCAUUCGAGUACUAGCACUACCACUGAAAUCAAUGCUCAGUAUUAUCAACAAGAAUCCGCAAAGCUGAGACAGCAAAUACAGAUGCUGCAAAAUUCAAACAGGCACUUGAUGGGUGAUGCUUUAAGCACACUGACUGUUAAGGAACUUAAGCAAUUGGAGAAUAGACUUGAAAGAGGAAUCACUAGAAUCAGAUCUAAGAAACAUGAGAUGCUACUGGCAGAAAUAGAAUACUUCCAGAAAAGGGAGAUUGAACUGGAAAAUGAAAAUCUUUGUCUUCGGACUAAGAUAACUGACGUUGAGAGGAUUCAGCAAGUAAACAUGGUUUCUGGACCAGAGCUGAAUGCGAUUCAGGCAUUAGCUUCUCGUAACUUCUUCAAUCCAAACAUGAUGGAGGGUGGAUCUGUUUACCCUCAGUCAGAUAAGAAGAUUCUUCAUCUUGGGUGAUGAAUAUGUAAUAAUAUUAGCCAACUACCUAUCCAAUUAGCCAGCGGCUAAAUGCAUUAUUACUACUCUUUCGAUUGCUCAUUAGACCAACUCAUCUCUUACGUCGUUAUUAAAUUCUCUUUUUCAAUAUAUAUACUUAUAU